This is a messenger RNA of Coregonus sp. 'balchen', 1804 nucleotides long. The record is from the annotation of a GenBank genome assembly. Lineage: Eukaryota; Metazoa; Chordata; Actinopteri; Salmoniformes; Salmonidae.
AACCAGCAGGCCCGGAUCUGUCUGCUGUACCUUCCACUGCUUGAGCUGCUCUACCAGAACCUCAAGCAGCUGUCUGCCCAGCAGCACACCUCCAGCCCUGGCCUGGGCCUCACUGUGAGUCCCCCUCUAACCUCCAUCCCUGGAGGUCCUGACUUACUCUAGCUAGUCUCAUGACAUAUCAGUCAUAUAUUGACGUUUUGGGGUUUUAACUGAAAAUUAGAAAUUAGUUUUCAGAUUAUUUCCUGAAUUUACAGAAAUGAAAUGGAAUUGACCCCGACCCUAUGGUUGUCCCUUGCUUUUCAGGGUUCCAGAGAUUACUUGAGAUCAACCAGCUCGAUGGACAGCCGCAGGACCAGCAUGGCCAUCGAUAAAGACCACGGUCAGUGGGACAUAUGUGACUGCUCAAUGUGCUAACCACUCAUCACUGUGUGUUUGCCUGUACAGUAGAGCAGGUGAGCAGAUCCAUUAGAACGCCAUCAUUUCCCAUCAAAAUGUUGCUCUGAUGUUUUGGAACCGCCAGGAUCAAUAAAAUAGAUACUUUAUUGUCCAUUUGGUUAGAACAGAAAUUCUCCUUAUGCUUUUUUCCCCAAACCCACACACCACAGGAGGCUGGUGAGGGGAGGACGGGUGGAAUGGAGUAAGUAAACGGAACAGUAUGAAAUACAUGGAAACCAUAUGAUCUCUUGAAACCGUCUGUUUGAUACAAUUCCAUCCAUCCCGUCCUCCCAAAUUAAGGUGCCACACACAUCAAGAGGCACAGGGACAACCACAGUGCAGCGCCUCUGGAUAGAUAUUUUUUCUGUUAAGUGCCUUGCUCAAGGGCACAACGGUAGUGUUAGUAAUGACACCAGAUGCCAGUUCAAUCCCCACUUCUUCUGUGUCGCCUGGCCUGGGACUUGAACCAGCAACCUUUCUAACCAGUCCACCUCUCUAACCUCUGGGCUACCUACUGCUACCUACCGCCCACAAAAUGAAUUUGAGAAGCUUUGUAAACAUGUUUCAUUGUUCUCCCCAGGCCCAGUAGCUCAGAAUGGCCACCUGGUGAGGAGGGAGGACUCCAGAGGAUCUCUGUUCAUGGACCUUGGCACUCCAAACAGCUCUGAGGUAAAAGACAGAGGGAGGGUGGUGGAUUGGUCCAUACAAAUAAAACGGAGACAGUGUGUGCAUCCUAAAUGGCACCCUAUUCCCUAUAUAGUGCACUACUGACCCAUAGGGUAGUGCACUAUAAAUAGACUAGGAUGCCAUUUGGGACACAACUAGAGAGAAUACCAUGGGUCAUGUUCGGUAGGGAACAUUGUAGCAAUAGUCAAAUAUUGAAUAGGAUGUUUCACAUCCUGUUCAAUUUAAAAAGAAACAUGGUUCUUAUACCACUCACUCUGUGGUGAGACAGACAGACAGACAGACAGACAGACAGACAGACAGACAGACGCCUCUUCUCAUCUGUUGUUUUUCCAGUCACAUAUUGACACUUUGUUCUUUCUCCAACACAUGCAGGCCGUUAAAAUGUUAAGUGCCUUGUCGGUUCACAUAGUUAAAAAGACACUAUCCAGUCUCUUGACUCUCUGCCAGUGGUAUAGAAACCACAUGUUGGCUGGAGAUCAGAUGAGGAAAGACAGACAUUUAAUAAGACAAGAGCAGAUGUCAAUCAUCGUGUAAUUGUCUGGGUAUUGUUGCCUGUUGGCAUGCUAGGUGUCUCAGUGUAUGUCUCUCUCCUGUUGUGUCUCUGUCUCUAGACAUCCUGCUGGCCUACUGGAACAAGGUCAACCCUCAGGACAUCAUCAACUUCCUCAGUUUACUGGAGUGA